Messenger RNA from Gracilinanus agilis (Agile Gracile Mouse Opossum), 1690 nucleotides. Its product is annotated as bactericidal permeability-increasing protein-like. Gene Ontology annotation, biological process: negative regulation of interleukin-8 production; negative regulation of tumor necrosis factor production; defense response to Gram-negative bacterium. Gene Ontology annotation, molecular function: lipopolysaccharide binding. NCBI's taxonomy places the organism in Eukaryota, Metazoa, Chordata, Mammalia, Didelphimorphia, Didelphidae. The record is from RefSeq and is a predicted model, not a curated record. The coding region runs from base 1 to 1452 and encodes 483 amino acids. The transcript is spliced from 15 exons.
AUGUUCAGUCCUUCCCACAGCAGGGCCCGGAGAAGCCUAAAGAUGCUGUGGGUCCUCGUCAUGUUGCUGGGCAUAGGAACGGAGGCAUCGGCUCCUGGAAUAAAAGCAGAGGUCACUCUGAAGGGCCUGGACUAUGGGAAACAGGUUGGGAUGGAAUUUCUGAAGUCAGCCCUGCUGCAGCUGUCCAUCCCAGACCUCCAGGGCUCCUACUCCAUCCCCCUAGUGGGCCAUGUGGAGUAUGCAAUGACAGGGUUCCAGGUAAAGGUUCUAAAUCUGGGAGAGUCUUUGAUUGCAUUCGUGCCCAGCUCAGGGCUCAAACUAUCCAUGGGUCCUGCGGAGGCUGAAAUUGACGGUCACUGGUCUGUGGUGGUAUCAUUAAUACAUGACAGCGGAACCUUCAAGCUCCAUGUGAGGGACAUGACCCUGGCUGUGCAAGUAAAGGUGGACUGGGAUGGUGCCGGGCGGCUGGUUGUGAGCUCUGAGGGCUGUAGCAGCCACAUUGGGAGCCUGGAAGUCACCUUCCACGGGGGAGCCAGCUGGCUCUAUAACAUCUUCUUUGGAGUCCUGGAGGAUCCCAUUCGAAAGCAAUUAAACAGCAAGCUGUGUGAAAAGAUUGGGAAUGCAGUGCAAACUCUGGAACGAACAUUGCAGACCAUCCCAGAAUCCAGACAUAUAAGUCCCCUUGCAGACUUGAACUGUUCUCUGGUAGUAGCACCGCUGAUUACAGAGCAAAGCAUUGAACUGGAUUUUAAGGGUGAAUUCUACAGCCCAGCCAGCCAUAAGGAAUUCCCAGUUCCUCCCGCUCCAUUCUCACUUUGGAAACAGAAUGACCGCAUGCUGCUCUUGGGUGUCUCCGACUUUGUGGCCAACUCAGCGGCCUUCGUUUACUACCAGGCCGGGGCGCUGUCCCGGACCUUUACGGAUAGCCAGAUCCCCAAGGGGUUUCCCAUACGCCUCAACACCGAGAGCUUCAAAACCCUUGUGCCGGAGCUCCAGAAGCGAUUCCCUAAUACAACUAUGGCCCUGAAGAUCUUUGCUCGCCUUCCCCCCAGCCUCCGAUCUCAGCCAGGCACUUUGCAACUUCUGCUGCCCGGGGCUUUGCAGGCCUUCGUUCUGCCCAACGCAACCUCGGCCGUACCAGUCUUCCUCUUGGAUGUGGAUACCGAAGCCUCAGGCCAGGUCUUUGCUUCUGGAAAGAACAUCGGGGCUUCUCUGAAGCUGACUAACUUCAGCCUGACCCUGGCUCAUUCAGAUGUGGGGCCUUUCCCGGUUGACAAACUGGAGACUUUGAUGAAUAUUGCCCUGAAGUCAGCCAUACUGCCUAGGAUCAAUAGAAAACUCAAGAAUGGCUUCCCUCUGCCCACUCUGCCCAAGGCCAGCCUUCAAGAUAUGGUCAUCAACAUCCAAGAGGGCUUUUUGGCCAUUGCCACAGAUGUCCAUUAUGGAGCCUGAAUCUGCCUGCUCUGGAAGACCUGUCCCUCCCAGUGGCCCAAGCCGGUGCUUGGUCCCUAUGUGCUUUGGCUGUGCCUGGCUCCCUCCUUUUUUUGUACCUGUCUGAAUCCUACAGAAGCCAGCUUUCAGGGCUGGAGAGAGUGGAGGUCUUGGGGGCCUCAGGCUCUCCCCUGGGCAACAUGGCCUCCUUUAGGGAUCAUCUGCUGCUCCUGGGAAUAAAUGCCUAGCCAAACUGUCA